This is a messenger RNA of Agrilus planipennis (emerald ash borer), 1298 nucleotides long. RefSeq lists its product as uncharacterized. The record is from RefSeq and is a predicted model, not a curated record. The transcript has 9 exons. Bases 105 to 1196 code for a protein of 363 amino acids. NCBI's taxonomy places the organism in Eukaryota, Metazoa, Arthropoda, Insecta, Coleoptera, Buprestidae.
AGUAAACUAAUCUUGCCGUACGCAUGUUGUAACUUUAGCUGUUCCCACUUCUACAAGAACAUUCAAAAUUUGAAAGUUGAAAGAAGUGUCAUUAAGAAAUUGAAAUGCUAUUUUUGUGGCUUUUUUUCGUACUUCUAAUAACAUCCUACGGGUUUGCAAAUGUGACAAGUGAUCUGAGGGAAGUGAUAGAGAAUAUUACGGCUGAUUAUGAGGAUAAUUUAAAACGGGCCAUUCAAAAUGAAGGAAUUCGUAGGCAUAAUAUUACAACAGGGGAAAAUAGUUAUCCACUCAAUGAUGCUCUUAUAUCAGAGAGUGACUCGGAUAUUGAAUUGAAAAAUUUGGUUCUUAGCCCCGCCCCCGACGUGAGGGUGGCCAAGCUCUCGGUCAACUUUGAGCUUUUAACAUUAGAUGUAGUUCUCAAUUUCGGAACCCUUAAGGUCGAGGGUGACUAUGAAGCCAAUAAUAGAACGUUAAGGAGAUUGCUAGCUGUUACACAUAGCGGAGGUAUAAGUAUAAAAAUUUCGAACGUUGUGGCUUCCGGCAGGAUAGGGCUUUUCCUUCGGGAGGAUUCGUUUGUCGCAGAAAAUUACGAUUUGGAUUUCGAACCUGGUGAAGUUACAGUGUCAGUACAUUACCAGGGGGAGAAUGGGAAUAUUGUCGAAAGCGAAAUUACUGAAUUGAGAAUAGAAAAGACACUGGCGCAUUCCUUCUGGAGCGAACUAACUGAUGUUCUGAAAAAUGUUUUUAAACAACAACUCGGAGCUGUGAUAGUUGAAGACUCGGUCACGGAAACCUUGGCCGACUUAGAUAAUGAGUUGAGGUAUGUACAAAAAUAUGCAUUUUGUUUUUAUUUUCGACAUGGAUAUGACAAUUUUACAGCGGAGUAUUUAGAAAAUAGGGUCACCGGGACAAUAAAAACCAGUAUAUACCACAGUAAUAUAUUUGUAAAGAUGGCGGUGUCGAAGAGGGAGGAAAAAAUUAAGUGUAGAAUAGAAAAAAUCAAAGUCACAAAUCUAAAUGAUAUUGAUAUGGAUUCAUCGGGUUUAGGGUCUCUUAGUUGGCUAAUUGAUAGAUUACGUAAUUGGGUGAUAGCAAAUUUGAGAGGACGUGCCAUAUCUGUCUUUGAAGACCAUCUAAGAAUGUCUUUCGAAAAAGCAGCUGAAGAUAUAGACUGUGCAGCACUGUUGAAUGACUAAUUUUAUAACAGUUGUUACUAUUUUAAUUAUUGUUACCAAAAUAUUGUGAUUUUAAGCUAUUGUUGUACUGAGGUAAAAAAUUGUUGUUUUAAAUCUUUUUAA